GCCACAAAUGUUUUAAGAGACAAUUAUGUGUCUGGAUUAAUCAACAGAUCAAUUUAAUUAUCAAAUCUCAGCUGUAAGUGUGAAUGGCUGUGAUUAAUAUCCAUCACUUGUUUGUUUGUUUUUUUCAGUAAUAUUGUGUAAAACAAAACUGCAAGGGAACAACUUCAUAUUUAACAUCUUGUUAGCUAAAGCUAAUCUAAUCAUUAUUCCUUGUUACUAUAGCAACCAAUUUAAAGUACAAAUUCGGAAUUUAUUUUAAUUUAGCCAGCACUAAGUAAGUGGAGUUGCAGUGUUCUCCCUCGUCUGCUGCGGAUCGUUCACUUCCUGUGGACACGCCCUUCUGCUUUCCCAACACAACACCGGGCGCAGGAGUCAGUUCGUUGUAUUCAAGCCGAGGAGAAUGAGCAGAACACAAUUAGCUACGUGCGUGAUGACGUAAACCACAGGCACGCAGCCAGUGCUCGGCAGUGUUAGGCUAAGCUCCAACACGGCAAGUUUUAGCUAUAAAAUGAGUACCCCUGACCGCAAUACAAAUGCGACUGAGCGAGCUUCCACAAGUGAAGAGAAAGCAGACGAAGUAGUUGAUAAGAGAGGAAAGACUAAUUCAGUGGUAUGGAAGUGGUUUGGCUAUCUAAGCUCUGAUAAACUUCAGGUUUCAGUGCGCUGCAAAAUGUGUCGGAGAGCGGUGCCGACUAGCAGCGGGAACACAUCAAAUCUGUUCCACCAUCUGAAGCAGUUCCACCCGAUAGAAUAUUCUGAGAGUCAGAAGAUGAGGCAUCAUAAAGGUUUAAGCCAACCUGUCUCUGAAAUAUCACCGCGACCCACAUCCCCAUCACCAGCUGUGUCAAAAGAGAAACCGAUGCAGCAAACAUGGAUCGCUGCAUUCAUGCCUCAGGACAAACAGUCUAAACGUUAUAAAGAUAUUACUAAGGCUGUCACAAACUUUUUGGCUAAGGACAUGAUGCCGUUUAGUAUGGUAGAAAAUGUGGGCUUCAGGAAAAUGAUGUCCGUCAUCGACCCCAGAUACGAGAUCCCUGGCCGGAAAUAUUUUUCCAGCACAGCUAUACCUACACUUUACAGUGAAGUUAGGGAAAGGGUGCAGGAGCAACUGAAGUCAGGGUCAUAUUUUGCGACCACAGCUGACCUGUGGUCAAGCCGAACCUCGGAACCAUACUUGAGCCUGACCGUCCACUUUAUUGACCAAGAUUGGAAGCUUGUCAGCUUAUGCCUCCAGACGGUUUACUUUCCCGAGGAUCACACGGGCGAAGCAAUUGCAGCCGGACUUACGGACGCGCUCGCCUCCUGGGGACUCAGCGAGGAGCGCCAGGUCUGCAUCACCACAGAUAGCGGGACCAAUAUCAUCAAAGCCGUGGAGUUGAACAGAUGGAGAAGGCUACAAUGCUUCGGGCACCGACUGAACUCUGCUAUUGGUAAGUUAUACACAGUUAAUAUACAUUUGAGUAUUAUGUUAAGUUAUUUUGCUUAUGGCAUGAGGAUAUAUUACUACAAUCAUUGCAGUAACAAAUAGGCGAUAUGCUUAACACAAAAUAGGCCUAACCUAAACGUAGCUUAUCAGUGCUUGUAUGUUUUUGAUAGCUAUUUUUAUAUUCUUUAUAUUUGUUUAUAGUAUGCUUAUAUUCACACAAUUUUAUGCUUGCUAUGUGGUUGUUGCAUGCCAUGUCAUAAGAAGUUCAUUGAGCAUGUGUUAUAAUGUGCAUUUGAUUUGAUAAUUGAAACACUUGAGUUGAGGUGCUCUGUGUUGUGUAGGCGAUGAUUUCAUGUGAUUUCAUUCCCCCAGUUUAAGUGACUGAAUAGGCUAUUCAUUUAUUCUUUAAUUAAGACAUACAUAUUUGUAUGGAUUUAUACAUACAGCAGUUAUAUUAAUAAGAUUCAAAGGUGUUUUACUGGCAUGGAAACAGAUGUUUACUUUGCCAAAUCAGGUGUGAAAUAAAAACAACAAAAUGUACAUAAGCAGAAGAAUUGUGAUUUUGAUGUAAGAAUAAUAUAAAUAAAUCAAAUUUUGUAGUUAAAAUACAAAUGAGAACAAUAUAUUGCAAUAUUUUUUUCUCUCUCUGUGUACAGAGAAAGUUCACCAAGACCAUCGAGUGGACAGAGCAGUUGGGGUCUGUAAAAAGGUGGUGGCUGCCUUCUCCUACUCCUGGAAGGAGAAACGGGACCUUGCAGCUGCUCAGGAGGAGUAUCACUUACCACAGCACAAGCUCAUCGGUGAAACCCCAACAAGAUGGGGCUCCCGUCAACAAAUGGUGGAGCGGGUUCUGGAGCAGAAAAGGGCCAUCACAGAGGUCCUCUCAAAAGACAAGAAGACCAGGUCGCUGGUUCCUACUUGGCAAGAUGUGGACGUUUUAGAGUCUAUAGAUGCAGCUCUAAGCCCGCUCCUUGAAUUCACCGAUGCCUUGUCUGGCAAGUCUUAUGUCAGUGUGUCAUUCCUAAAACCAGUGAUGCAUCUCUUCAACACCUCCAUCUUGAAGGAAAGAGAGGAUGACACAGACCUCUCCAGGACCAUAAAGACAACAGUGAUGGGAUACCUGAAUGAAAAGUAUGAUGACCCAGCCAUGGAUGAUCUACUUGACAUGGCAUGCCUCAUUGACCCAAGAUUGAAGCUUCAUUACACUCAGGAGGAGAAGAGAGAAUACAUCAAAGAGAAAGCUGUGUUGGAGAUGUUGAAGGGAGAGAGAGCUGUUGUGGUAAGGGAAGAGGAGUCCAGAGAAGAAGCCAUGGGAGAUGCUUCUGCAGCAGUGACACCAACCAAGAAAUCAAAGCGGUCUCUGGCUAGCUCCCCCCCCCCAAACAGGUCCACCAGUACCAACACAGAAGGCUUGAGUGUACAGCAGGCAGUUGAGAGGGAGCUCCGCAACUACCUUCUGUCUCCAGAUGCUGACUAUGACUCAAAUCCUCUGGAUUGGUGGAAAGUCUCUCAUAAGAACUUCCCCAGAGUAAGCCAACUGGCAAAACAUUACUUGUGUAUUCAAGCCACAAGCUCCCCCUCUGAGAGGGUUUUUAGCACAGGUGGCAAUAUUGUCACAUGUAAAAGGGAAUCUUUGAAGCCAGAUAAUGUAGACCAGCUUGUA
Molecule: messenger RNA, 3089 nt
Organism: Ictalurus furcatus (blue catfish)
Lineage: Eukaryota; Metazoa; Chordata; Actinopteri; Siluriformes; Ictaluridae
Product: E3 SUMO-protein ligase ZBED1-like
Exons: 2
Coding region: 509-1528 (339 amino acids)
Molecular function (GO): DNA binding
Source: RefSeq, a predicted model, not a curated record